This is a messenger RNA of Manihot esculenta (cassava), 938 nucleotides long. RefSeq lists its product as uncharacterized. Gene Ontology annotation, cellular component: mitochondrion. The record is from RefSeq and is a predicted model, not a curated record. The transcript has 3 exons. NCBI's taxonomy places the organism in Eukaryota, Viridiplantae, Streptophyta, Magnoliopsida, Malpighiales, Euphorbiaceae. Bases 169 to 744 code for a protein of 191 amino acids.
UCUUCCCAUUAGGGAAGUUUUGGCAUACAAGCUCCCCCCGUUUCUCCUUUUUCAUUUUCUCUAUUUUGUUUAGCAGAUAUUAAAAUCCAACAGUUUCAUGUUCUGGAGAUAGAUUGAUUGAUAGAUAGAUUGAGAACCUUUUUCCCUGGCUGGAGCUUACUAAUAGCGAUGGCCAUAGUUAUGCAAGCCUCUCCUCUUUUUUCUGCUACUUCUCUCAUCAGUAGGAGAAACUUCAACGAUUACUAUUUUGGCUCCGUUCAACCUCCCAAAUCCAGUUUUAAGCACUUUAUCCCCAAAGCCAUAAAACAGACAAGAGAAGAAACAAAUAUCCCAUCUCCUUCACCUGAGGAAAUUACCCAAAAAUAUGGUCUCGAAGCUGGUCUUUGGAAGAUAUUCAGUUCAAAAGAGGGGAGAAGGGAAGAUGAUGGCGAGGAAAAGAAAUCAAAGGGAGAGCAAGCUAAGGAGCUUCUAGCAAAAUAUGGAGGAGCAUACCUGGCCACCUCCAUUACACUGUCCUUGAUCUCCUUCUCUCUCUGUUAUGCACUCAUUAGUGCAGGAGUCGAUGUCCAAGCUUUGCUGCAGAAGGUGGGAAUUUCUACUGAUGAGACAGGGGAAAAGGUUGGGACCUUUGCUUUGGCAUAUGCUGCACACAAGGCUGCAUCUCCAAUAAGGUUUCCCCCUACUGUAGCUCUCACUCCCAUUGUUGCCAGUUGGAUUGGCAAGAAAGUAGAUAACGAGAAGUAACUCAUAUGUGAAUUGUGCGCGUUAUGUUCUUGUUCUACAUGAUCUCGAGUCUCAGAAUUUCAUUUUAGAACUCUCUGAAAUGAACCCAGCUAAUAUAUAAGACCACAGAUACUUGGCAUUGAUGUCUCACAGACAACUAAGGUUAGCAUUUUGAAUCAAUCCAAGUGAUCUAGGUGAUUGCAGUCACUUUUCCA